This is a messenger RNA of Cyanidioschyzon merolae strain 10D, 1068 nucleotides long. RefSeq lists its product as hypothetical. Lineage: Eukaryota; Rhodophyta; Bangiophyceae; Cyanidiales; Cyanidiaceae. The transcript has a single exon. The coding region runs from base 1 to 1068 and encodes 355 amino acids. The record is from RefSeq and is a predicted model, not a curated record.
AUGAUGCACCUCGGUGCGCACCAAAGCGACGCUUAUCUCGGUUGGCUUCCGCCAAACCUAUCCCUCAGAGACUUGGAUGGUUACACCGUCGCUGACUGCAGCGCACUGCUCGCUCCACGCGGAGGUCGUCUUGUGCUGACUCCAGCUGAGAGCUCGAAUGCUUCCGCAUCAAGCAAUAAGAUUGUGCAAGCGGAGAUCAAUGUGGAAUCUAGGCGGCAUGCAACGCUGCGUUGGGCGAGUCUGGACGAGGCGUCCACAUCCGAGUUGCUUCUCGGAGCUGUGCACGGCUCCGUGAAGUUCUGGAUCUGCGACGAGGCGCGCCAGACGACGUCGUCGUCCGCUGAGCAGCCCUUCGUAUCGAAUGGCUCUGGAACUGCUCAAGUCACUGAGAGGCAACUGCGGGUUUUGAUGGACCGCGAACCGACACAGCUGGGCGCACGGGGAAACCACGUCAGCGGUGAGCAGUCGGGCCGUGCGACGACCGAGGCGCACCUUCGUGCAACUUGUCCCGCGACCCUGAGCAGCCCAGUCGAAAGCGAUACCCAGCUACCACCGGAAGAGUGUGCGCGAUGGCGCUUUCUGCGAAAGCAGGCACGCGAACGCCUCGAGCAUUUCACUACGAAAACGAACGUUACAGCUUCCGCGGAGCGGCAUGUGCACGAACAAGCACCGACACAGCGUCAAUCGACACCUUCAAAGACUCUGCAGGCACAGGGCGCUACAUCCGUACCAGAGUCGUCAUCCAAUGAUGAUGAUGGUGAUGAUGAUGAUGCUGUGCCCCAGCAAGCGGAGCAUUCCAUUUGCGAGGAGUCACUCGUACCGUUCGAUGCCUCGAUGCAUUUACGAACCAAGUACAUCAAAAAGUAUCGUCGGAAACCCGCCAAAUAUGCUCGCAAGAUUCUCAAGCGCCCACAAGCAUACCUACUGCAAGCGAAUUGGCUGCCAGUCGCUGCGGAGGAUCGAAGCGAGAUCACUGCCCUGCGCAUGGGCACCCGAGUCGAUGAUCAUAACCGAGUCGAUGGAGCCGUGCUUGUCCGCGAGAUGCCGACACCGUCCACAACCUGGUAG